Cucurbita maxima (winter squash) is the source of this 2407-nucleotide messenger RNA. Its product is annotated as probable protein phosphatase 2C 4. NCBI's taxonomy places the organism in Eukaryota, Viridiplantae, Streptophyta, Magnoliopsida, Cucurbitales, Cucurbitaceae. Gene Ontology annotation, biological process: protein dephosphorylation. The transcript is spliced from 4 exons. The coding region runs from base 192 to 2231 and encodes 679 amino acids. Gene Ontology annotation, molecular function: protein serine/threonine phosphatase activity. The record is from RefSeq and is a predicted model, not a curated record.
UUUGUCAGAUUUGAAACCAAGACGGCUCGGUGGUUAAAAGUCAACGCCUUUGUCUCUCUUCCCUUUUCCGCGUCGUCUUCUUCUUCAUCCUCCCUCUCUGUGGACACUAUGAAAUAUCCAAAUCAUUAGCUAUUUGGGUUACUGAAAAAAAGAUUCAAUUUUGUUCUUCAAGCUCCAAAGCAGGAAUCCCGAUGGGUAACGGGAUUGGGAAGCUCGGCGUUUGCUUCGCCGGAAUCGACGAUGGUAAGCGGCGGCCGGAUAUUUCCGUUCUGAUAUCGAAUCCACUAGAUGAAGGAUUAGGGCACUCGUUCUGCUAUGUCCGGCCGGAUCCCUCGAGGCUUUCGUCGUCAAAAGUUCAUUCCGAAGAAACCACCACUUUUCGAUCAAUUUCCGGCGCCGCUGUGAGUGCCAAUACAUCGACGCCUCUUUCUACUUCUCUUCUUGAUCUGUAUUCAUACAGUAGCAUUGAUCGAGCGCCGGCUUUUGAAAGCUCGAAUUCUUUCGCUUCAAUCCCUUUGCAGCCAAUCCCUAGAAAUAUGAUCAAUUCGGGUCCAAUUUCGGGUCCGAUUUCGGGGCAUUUGGAAAGAGGGUUUUUAUCGGGUCCAAUUGAGCGAGGGUUCAUGUCGGGUCCAUUGGAUAAAGGGAUUUUUUCGGGUCCGCUCGAUAAUUCUUCAUCCACUGAAUUUCAGAGGAGUUUUUCUCAUGGAGGCGGGUUUAAUUCCAGAUCUAGAUCCAGAAAAAGCCGGUUGAUUCGGAUUCUUAAAAGUGCAAUUCCUAAAUCGAUUUAUCGAGGGAAGAAUUCCAUUGUGGCUCCGAUUAAAGCGGUGAAAGAACCCGAUUGGAUCGUCAUGCCCGAGAAACAUAAUGAGAAUUUGACGGUGAGUAGUUUGAAUUUCAGUAGCGAGGGGAGUUUGGAAGAUGAUGAAUCAAUGCAGAGCCAAAAUCUGCAGUGGGCGCAAGGAAAAGCAGGGGAAGAUCGAGUUCAUGUCGUAGUUUCUGAAGAACAUGGAUGGGUUUUCGUUGGGAUUUAUGAUGGAUUUAACGGUCCUGAUGCUCCUGAUUACCUCUUAUCGAAUUUAUACUCCUCUGUUCAUAAAGAGCUCAAAGGUUUGUUAUGGGGCGAAAACCUCGAUUUGGCUGGCGUCCCCGCUCCGGUCACUUCGCCGGUUAAUCGGACGGGUGAUGCUUGUUCUCGGUGUGUAGAACUAGAGAAUCAUCCUUCAAGAAGAAGAAAAGGUAAGAAUUCAAGAGGCAAAUUUAGAGGAGCGGCUGAGAAGUGGGAGGAUAAUCAGCGGCGGUGGAAAUGUGAAUGGGAUCAGGAAAGAUUAGAACUCGAUCGGAGAUUAAAGGAGCAGUUGAAUCGAUCUGAAUCGAACGGAUCGAGAUCGAUUAAUCAUUCGGAUGUUCUUAAAGCUCUGUCCCAGGCAUUGAAGAACACAGAAGAGGCCUAUUUGGAUAUUGCAGACAAGGUGCUCGAUGAAAAUCCUGAACUAGCUUUGAUGGGCUCUUGUGUGCUCGUGAUGCUUAUGAAGGGUGAUGAUGUUUAUGUUAUGAAUGUCGGCGAUAGCCGAGCUGUUUUAGCGCAGAAGGCCGAUCCUGAUUACUGGCUCAGGAUGAUUCGACAGGAUUUGGAGAGGAUUAAUGAAGAACCAGUUCAUGACAUUGAUGCAGCAUUCAAGCCUGCUAACCUUGCUGCUUUUCAGCUUUCCAUGGAUCAUAGUACUAAUGUUCAUGAGGAAGUUCGACGAAUAAAAAACGAACACCCUGAUGAUGCCGGUGCCGUGAUGAACGACCGUGUGAAAGGCUCGUUGAAGGUUACUCGGGCAUUCGGUGCUGGUUUCCUCAAACAGCCAAAAUGGAACAAUGCAUUGUUGGAGAUGUUCAGAAUAGACUACGUAGGGAGAUUGCCAUACAUCAGUUGUCAGCCAUGUCUCUACCACCACAGAUUGGGACCAAAAGACAGAUUUUUGAUACUAUCAUCUGAUGGACUCUACCAGUACUUCACAAACGAAGAAGCAGUUUCCGAAGUCGAGCUUUUCAUCACGUUACAACCCGAAGGCGACCCGGCUCAACAUCUGAUUGAAUUACUGCUGUUUCGAGCUGCAAAGCGAGCUGGUAUGGAUUUCCACGAGCUGCUCGAAAUACCGCAGGGCGACCGGAGGAAGUACCACGACGAUGUGUCGAUCAUCGUGAUUUCAUUAGAAGGGAGGAUCUGGAGAUCCUGUGUAUAAAAGGUCAGGUUUCUUUUAAUCUUUAUACAGUGAUUAAGGUUCUUGGAAUUGCCUCAAGAUUGAUUCUGCAGUUUACUUGGAGGGGCCAAGGGGGGAUGUAAAGUGUAAAAAAAACAAAAAAAUGUGUCAAAAAAGGAAAUUUUGUAAUUUCUUAAUAAUUGAUAUUCUUUUCUUCU